Messenger RNA from Sordaria macrospora k-hell, 6882 nucleotides. NCBI's taxonomy places the organism in Eukaryota, Fungi, Ascomycota, Sordariomycetes, Sordariales, Sordariaceae. The record is from RefSeq and is a predicted model, not a curated record.
AUGGCGUCCGGAGUCCAUGGCAAAACAGUCAAGGGAGGCGCUCUUGAGGAGAGCGUCACUGAGGACGUCCAAACCCAGCCCGGCUCGGCACCGCCGCCGCCCACUCUAGCCGCGGAGCUUGUCGGAGGCCUCCCAAAGGAAUCUCAACGUACGAAACCUGACGAGAUCACCGAGAUCAAGCGGUUGUGCACCAUUAUCGAGAAGGAAAAAGACAAGGCUGGUUCGGAUCUGGAAAAGACACAUGAAGAACGGCUUGCCUACAAUCACAUCCUCUUCUAUGUCUGCGCUGGACCUGUCCUUGAUGUUGUCAAAACCGACGACCCAUUCGCGAAUUUCGCCCGCUUGCAGCUCAAGGCUCAGAACACCAUUAGUCUUCUCAAGCUUGCCGUCCAAGAGACCCCGGAUGUGCUGAACCGGACUACCGAUGGAAAUGAGUUCUUGCUACGCGGCCAGGAACCGCUGUGGCUAUGGUUCCUACCCAGGUUGCUUGCGCUUCUGGGUCGUGCUAAGGUACUUGGUAUUACCUCUGCCGUUGAGGACUUCUUCCACUUUACUUUGCAAACCAUUGCUGAACAUGUGCCCCUCUGGGAUCUUGGGCCACUCUUGCUUCAGUAUUUUCAAGCAAGCUUGCGCGCCAUACUUGAGCAUUUCCAAUCGAGCCAGGUUACCGACAUAUCCCCUACCCUCGACAUUCAACUUCCGCCGGAGACGUUUCUUCGAGCCUUGGACCUCGCCGAUGCAGAUAUUCCGUCCAAGUUCUCCUACACCAUUCGGGAUUCCGAACAUGCUAUCCGCCACGCCAUCAGCCUUUUCCACAUCCUCAAGACAUCAAUUCUGCCCGCGGGGGGUGCCGAGCCCCCACUGCUGUACCGCGAAAACAUUGCUUGGAUGAUGGACGUGUUUCAGCCGCUCUUCUCUGUUUUGGUAGACUGGUCGACACAACUGAAGAUAAGUCUAGCACCCUAUGUUCAGACUGCUAUAGACCUAGCCGAAGCCGCGGACGACACUCUACGCCCAAAAGCGAUAUCCGCCCUUGCGUUGCUAUGCGGCGAGGUACUAGAUAGAUCGGAGCAAUAUCUUGGCGAAGACGAGUUUGGGCUGGCUAUGAGGCAGACACUCUCUUUGGCUUUGCUCCAUCUCGUCAAGGAAGCAGAUAACCACAGGUCUUUGAUUCAGUUGAUCGAAUCCCGAGUAGUCAUCCCUGCCGUUAAUUUCACUACAGCUAGCCUUCCUAACUCAGACCUAUGGAGGUCAGCCAUGUUCCUUCAGCAGGCAGUGUCUGCGGAGACUUCUUCUUCCCAGGUUCCUAAAGAACUCAAUUCCAGUAAAUUCGCUGACGACACCCUUCGUCACCAAGUCGAACAGUUGGGCUUCGAUUCUGUUGUCGAGGACGCUGAACCAGCACCUAAACGAAGGAAAAUUGUGGAGCACCAAUCAUUAUCAGCCGACAUCGUCGAAGAAAUAUGCCGUGUAGCUAACCUGCCAACCUCCGAAGACAUUUCGUCUCUAGAAGAUAGCCUAAUUGGUGCCUUCCCCAAGCUGACAACACUUCAACAAUGUCGAGUUAUUGAGCUCAUUUCCUUUGUCCCGUGCGCUACCGAUAAUACGCUGGGACUCGAAGAUUAUGGUCCGGACUCAUCGGGCUCCUCGUUGGCCUCUUUAAAAUGUUCCCAUUGCUCCAUAUUCGGAUAUUCAGCCUUUACGCAAGCAUGUGACGAUGCCGUUACAAAGAGAACUGCCUACAAGAUCCUGGAGAAGCUUGUCAAGAGUCCCAGCUUCCGUGGUUCUAGGCGCCCUCGUGUGUACACGAUGGUGCGUUUACAACGCAUGUUGCGGCAUACCGUCCUUCCUGAGUUCCGCGAUCUAGAACUGUCGGUACUUGGACAGUGGUGUGUCCAAUCACUACGCAGUUCUAUACGAGAACUCCGUAUCGCUGCUGGUCGAACACUUGCCGUUCUGUUAAAUGAGGCGGAUGGUACGGAAUCUGACCGUGCUGUCGUCACAUGCAACCAAGGCAAUAUCCUUGACAUCCUUAAGUUAAUAACCAACGAGGACGCUCUUCACUUGCACGAAACUUGCAUUCUGGCUUGGGGCCAAGCGGGAAGAGUUGUAUCUUCCGACCACCUUAACCUGAUUCUGAUCAAGCUCGUUGAGUAUUUGGGAUACAACAACUCGGUUGUCUCUGCUAUGGCUGUUAACGAAAUCCUCAACAUCGCAACGUAUCGUGGAAUAACGCCCCUGCAGCUGUUUGCGCCAUACUGGGAGAACAUGGCGGUCCUGGUGGUCAAGGACUCGGUUUCGGCACCGCAGACCACGAGGAUGUUCCGAACGUCGAAGAACAUGCCAAUGGCACUGCUCAGCGCGAUAUCCCCCAAAUUCGACAAGCCCGAUCCUGAUGAGGACCCCGAUGAGAAACGGCCGGCGUCUCUUUUUAAAGCUAGUGGCGGGGCUGAUGAAAACAAGAAGGCACUGAUAUCGGCAUGUUUGCUUUCUGCACUUGGCUGCGACGAGCUUCGCUCUGAUGCCUUUGCGUGCUGGUCGGUCAUGCUUUUGCACAUGGACGAGACGGAUGUGCCAAACUUGCUUGACAUCACGCUCUGGGUGAUCACACAUCACUGGACAUGCUUCGACGAGAGUACCAAGCAACAGGCUCAGGUAGUCCUCAACGCCCUUUAUCAGACAAAUAGGGAUGAUCUCGUGGAGGCAACGGCCUCGAUGACGACUUUCAAUCACCUCCCUGACUUGGCUGAACACCGCAAGCGUCUGGAUCUACUGCCAGGGUCAAAAUUUACUCGUCAAGAGCUUUUCAGCACGUUUCGCAGACGACUGAGACACGAGCAUCCAGGCGUUAUUGAACAGGCUUUGACCGAGCUCCUCGAGUUAUUGCGGCAACAUCAAGCCUAUAUUCAAGCGUCCGCUCUCACUGAACAACCCAAAUCGUUCAUUCCGCAACUUACACGAUCCGUUCUCGAUUGUGCGGCCAAAUACAAUGGUUGGCAGCCUGGAAUCAUGCGCCUUUGCGCCGAGUGCAUGGGUAUCAUUGGGUGCCUUGAUUCGAACCGCAUAGACAACAAUCGAAAACAGAAGCGAUUUGUCGUCAGUCACAACUUCUUAGAUGUCAGAGAAACAUCGGACUUUGUGUGUUUCAUGCUGGAGAACGUUCUCGUCAAGGCUUUCCUUUCCACUACAGACACCAAGUUUCUGAGCUUCCUUUCUUAUGCGAUGCAGGAGCUCCUGGCCAGGACGGGCAUGAAUGUGGCCUACAAGACUGAGGGACAGGGCCAACAAAAGAUAUUAUACGACAGAUGGCGGAAUUUCAAGGACAUAACCAAGGAGAUUUUGACGCCAUUUUUGACAUCCGAGUUUGUCGUUUCGUCUGGAAUGAAUAUGCAGGAAACCAAAUACCCGGUUUUCGACCCCCAGAAAUCAUAUGAGAGCUGGCUGAAAACGUUUGUUCUCGAUCUUCUUCGCAACCCACAGAAUGCCAACAGUCGGAUCCUCUUUCCGCCUCUCUGUCGACUUAUUAAGGUCCAGGAUCCUUCUGUCAGCGAGUUCCUGUUGCCUUAUGUGGUGCUACACGCCGUGAUAGAGGAAGAACACACUGCCAAGGAAUUAGAAGAGAGCCAGAUGCUCGAGGGGCAGAGUGGGUUGGGCGCCGCCGAGGCCCGCAACAACAAGUCAAAAGGCCCAGAAUGGAGGGAAAAAGUAACGGCUGAGCUGAAGACCAUUUUGGAGUAUCAACCGCCGGAAACCGCCACAUACUCCGAGAAAGAGGAAGUCAAACUUUGCUAUGAGGCCGUGUUCCGGAUCCUUGACUACUUCAAAAACUGGCUGCACAUCAAAAAGUCUCAGUCAGUACCCCGGGACAUAGAUGCGAGGUGGUGUCCCUUGGUCGAGGGCGUGCUUUCUUCCCUUGAUCCAGAACUUGUUGCUCGGCGAGCGAUCGACUGUGGGCAAUAUGCUCGCGCUCUUUUGUUCCUGGAGCCACACAUUGAAAGCCGCAGACACCAGGCCAUAGGUGACGAAGCAACUCGUCUUAUGCGAUCGGUGCACGACAUCUAUACCCAGAUCGAUGAUCCUGACGGACUGGAUGGUAUCUCUGCAUGCAUGAAAGACCUCGGGUUUAAGGAGCAGGCUCUCAGUCAUCGCAAAGCGGGCCGAUGGACUGCUGCACAGACCUGGUAUGAGAUACAGUUGGCUGAAUCGCCAGAUGAUGUCAAUCUUCAGCUCGACCUCUUGACCUGCCUGGAGGAAUCAGGCCAGUAUGAUAACCUUCUGAGUUUUGCUGAAGGAAUCGAGAAGACACCGAGUAGCCUGGGCAAGGUAAUGCCUUUCGUUCUCGAAGCGUCGUGGGCGACUGGCAGAUGGCAGAUCAUGGAGAAGUAUCUACGGUCGUACACUGAGGGCGACGUAACCGAUAUCUUCAACAUCGGCAUCGCUGAUGCUUUGCUCUGUCUCAAGGAAGGAGAAGGAGAAAGAUUCGAAGACCUUCUGCAAGCAAUGCGGGACAAGGUGGCUGGCUCCAUGACCUUUUCAGCGACAUCGUCUUUCAAGACCUGCCAUGGUGCGAUGCUGAAGUGUCACGUCCUGGCAGAUCUUGAGAUGAUUGCCAACGCGGAACCAGUCGAGGGUGAAGGUCAUGACCCGCUUAUGAAGGCACUGGAACGCCGCUUGGAGGUACUCGGCGCCUAUGUUAGCGACAAGCAGUAUGUGCUUGGGGUAAGGAGAGCAGCAAUGGAGUUAAUGAGAUAUCGUCGUCAUGGCUUGCCACUGCUCGCUUGGCUAGAAAUCUGGUUCGACUCAUCUCAGUCUUUCAACGCCGUGCUGCGUGCGCAGCAGCUUGGAGAUAGCUCUGCAGUCUUGGAGUACGCAAAGCUCUUCUACAAGGACGGCCAGCAUCGCAAGGCGAUCCAGCUAUUGCAGCGCGCCAUCGACGAUGAUGUCUUUAACAACGAUAGUGCAAUGGUGAUAGAUACUCCGACAUCUAGUAAGAGCCAAGAGUCCCAUCGCAAUCUACUGAAAGCCAAAGCCCAUUUGCUUCUUGCCAAGUGGCUCGAUUCCACCGGCCAAACUCAUGCUGGUGCUUUACGCUCAAAGUUUCAAGAGGCGGCCAAAACCCACCCCCAAUGGGAGAAGGGACACUACUAUCUUGGGCGCCACUACAAGAAAGUUUUGGAGUCCGAAAAGGCGCUCAGCCCGGAUGACCAAAGCGACGCAUACUUGACCGGCGAAACCGCCAAGUUGGUCAUAGAGAAUUAUCUGCGCUCACUCAACUUUGGGACGAAGUAUGUUCACCAGACCUUGCCACGAAUUCUGACCCUUUGGCUCGAACUCGGGACGCAAGUCGACGAAUCGUCACUGGGCAGGGUGACGUUGUCCGCGGAGCUGCAAAACCGUCGGAGGGCCAUCCUUCACGACCUUUUCAAGCAUUUCAACAAGCAUCUACCCAAGAUGCCAGCUUACAUAUUCUAUACGGCUUUGCCGCAAAUCGUGGCUAGAAUAGCCCAUCCGAACAACGACGUGUUCAAGAUUCUGGAGCAAAUGAUCAUCAAGGUGGUGGAAGCACACCCUCGACAGGCUAUCUGGAGUCUCUUCUCUUUUAUGACGGGUCGUAUGAACAGUGCUAGGCGACACAGAGGGCACAAAGUUCUGGACGACUUGAGAGCCAUCGGGAGAGAAGUUGAUAAGACAGGCUAUGAUCUGAAGCAGUUGCUCAAGAUGAGUGAGAAACUUGCUGAGCAGCUCCUUUUAGCAUGCAACAAGGGCGAUUUCCAAAGCAACAGGACGGUGAAAGCAAGCAUCACGAAGGAUUUGAACUUCAACCACAAAUGCACGCCUGCAUUUUCCGGGGACGUCAUCACCAUUGACGGGUUCCUUGAUGAUGUGCUGGUGCUGGGAUCCCUAGCGAAGCCGCGCAAACUGACAGCUCGCGGAUCCAACGGGCAACUCUAUGGACUCUUGAUCAAACCGAAGGAUGAUCUACGCACUGACCAGCGUCUUAUGGAGUUCAAUGGAUUGAUCAACCGGUCGUUGAAGCGCGAUACCGAAUCCAGCAAACGACAGCUCUACAUCAGGACGUACGCCGUCACACCUUUGAACGAGGAGUGCGGUAUCAUCGAAUGGGUGGACGGUCUGAAAACGCUCCGCGAUAUCCUCCUAGGCAUCUACAAGACGCGGAACAUCACACCCAACUACCAGCGCAUCGCGGAGCUAAUGAAGCAGGCGUGCACGUCCGAAGAAAACCUCCAUCUCUGGUCCGAAGACGUGCUCGGCAUGUUCCCCGACGUGCUACCGGAAUGGUUCAUCUCGCAAUUCCCCGACCCAUCAGCUUGGUUCGCCUCCCGGUUGCGGUACACGCGCUCCUGCGCCGUCAUGUCCAUGGUCGGUACGAUCCUCGGUCUCGGCGACCGACACGGCGAGAACGUGUUGCUAGAGGAAGGAAACGGCGGCGUCUUCCACGUCGACUUUAACUGCCUGUUCGACAAGGGCCUGACAUUCGCCCAGCCGGAAAAGGUGCCCUUCCGGCUGACGCACAACAUGAUUGCUGCCAUGGGCAUCUACCGCUACGAGGGCCCCUUCCGGAACUGCAGCGAGCUGACGCUGAAGGUGUUGAGGCAACAGGAGGAGACGCUAAUGACGAUCCUUGAGGCGUUCAUCCAUGACCCGACGCUGGAUCUGCAGAAGCCCAAGAAGAGGACACAUUAUGUCGUCAAGCUAAAUCCGACCAGCGUGGUGGAGAGUAUCAAGCGCAAGGUUAGGGGAUUGUUGCCGCAUGAGAAGAUACCCUUGGGUGUGGAGGGUCAGGUGGAGGAGCUCAUUAAGCAGGCGACAGAUCCGAAGAAUCUGGCGGCUAUGUACAUUGGAUGGUGUCCAUUCUUGUAG